UUUCUUGUAGGUUUCCUGCAGAUUUUAAGUGUUGCAAUGGAACCGAGCUGGAGUACGUUUUUAUUCCAGCAGGCCAACGAAGCCCUGCAUCACCAGCACCAGGUGGCCCAGAACAGCCUGCUGCCACUGCUCAACGCCGGGGCAGAGCCGCAGGACCAGAAGCCCGUCCUGCCCAUCCCGCUGGACCAGAAGCCCCCAGUCAGCGCUGCUGAGCUCCUGAAGGACAAUGUGGCCAGCGGGACGGGGGGCGGGGGUGGUGGGGGUGGAGGGGGCCCCCCGCUCGCCGUGGUGAAGAAGGAGCCCAAAACCAAGACUCCCUUCAUCUGUGGCUACUGCAACAAGGCGUUCCGGGACAGCUACCACCUGCGGCGGCACGAGUCGUGCCACACGGGUGUCAAGAUGGUGUCGCGGCCCAAGAAGGCACAGGCGGCUCCCACCAUGGUGCCACUCAUCUCCACCGUGCCGAGGGAGAACAGCGCCGGCAAUGCCUCCUACAUCUCCACCAUCGCCGGCAUCCUCACCACGGCGACCACCUCCGCCUCCACGGGCUCCAGCAUCAUGUCAGCCACGCCCAUGGCCACCCACCAUGCGCACCAGCAGCAGAGCGCACCCAAGAAGCCCGCCAAGCCUGUCAAGAAGAAUCACGGCUGCGAGAUGUGCGGCAAGGCCUUCCGCGACGUCUACCACCUGAACCGCCACAAGCUGUCGCACUCGGACGAGAAGCCCUUCGAGUGCCCCAUCUGCCAACAGCGCUUCAAGCGCAAGGACCGCAUGACCUACCACGUGCGCUCGCAUGAUGGCGGAAUCAACAAGCCGUACAUCUGCUCGGUAUGCGGGAAGGGUUUCUCCAGGCCCGAUCAUCUCAGCUGCCACGUCAAACACGUUCAUUCCACAGAGCGGCCCUUCAAGUGCCAAGUAACGGCUUGCACAGCCGCCUUCGCUACCAAAGACCGCCUGCGCUCCCACAUGAUCCGGCAUGAAGGCAAGGUCACCUGCAACAUCUGUGGGAAGAUGCUGAGCGCGGCCUACAUCACCAGCCACCUAAAGACACACGGCCAGACCAGCUUCAACACUUCCUGUAACAAAGACACUAACGACGUGUGCAACUCCGCCUCAGCCACACCUGUCACGGCUUCUGCCGCCAUCACCACGGCGAUGAACCGCGGCAACAGCAGCAGCAACCCGGUGACCAUCGCAGCGCAGAUGAACAUCACCACCAACACAGUCAACAUCACCUCACCGGUCAACCUCCAGCACCCCGUGACCAUCACGGCGCCGGUCAACAUCCCAGCCACAGCACCCAUGAAUAUCGCCCACCCUGUGGCCAUAACCACGCCCAUGCCCAUGAAUAUCACUGGCCCCCUCAACAUCGCCAUGAGACCCAUGGAAAGCAUGCCUUUUCUGUCCCAAGUCCUCCCGUCCUCCCCUCCUUGGUAAAACAAGAACAGAAAGUCACCCCUUUUUUAACCCCACCCCCUUUACUCAGCCACACCCCCACCUCCUGGCCCCUCUUCCUUCCGCUGAUGCCAAGGUUUUCUGAGUGCAGAAGGCAGGCAGGGGGCGGGGACAGCGGCUGCAGCCACAAGACCAGCAACGCUGUAGCGCAAACCACAAUAAGACACUCAAAUCCUGUACCAGCCGGCCAAGCCUCCGUCUCUCACUCUGAAGGAUGGCUGCCCCAGCACUCCUGGAGAUGAUGGGAGGAGGAGAAAUUAGGGGGCAAAACCCAUGGAGGAAGGGAUGAAGCAUCAAUUGAGGUGGAGGAGAGAGGAGAGAGGGUGGGGAAAGGACACUGUCCUGCUGUUUCAAAGGUUCCUCUGCCACACAUUGGGUUUUUAAGAGGUUUUUGUUUUGUUUUGUUUUUACUAUAGCCUGUUAAUCAGUAUUUAAUAGUUUUUAAGCAUUUUAAACAAUAAAAUACAGUAAAAGGGACAAGAGGUUUCCAUCGUGAGGGAAGGAGGUUGUUUAACGUGCAUGUGAACAUGGUUUUACAGAUCUGAGGAACCUCUUUGAGGCAGUCUUUUUAGAUUAUCUGACAGGAUGGGAAAGGAUGAUAUUAAUCUCAUCCUUUCUAACCGUCUCUCCAUAGCUCAAUAUUUUUCUUUUUUUUUUUAAGUACAUUUGUGGGGGCGAUCCCUCUCGAUGGUUGGAUGUGUACUAUUUCUUUAUUUUUUAAUAUUUUUAAAAAUAUUUUGGGGAUAGCUGGGAUGUGCUUCUUUUUCGUAGUGGGCAGCAAGCAUUAGUUGCUCUAUGGGAAUUGAGAGAGGAGCGAGUCUUGCACUGAACGCAUAUCCCACGUGUAACGUUCUAAAAAAGAAAGAAAACAGCAGUAUUAUCAAAGAUCAAAACUGUAAGUGUUAGGCAACAGGCCUUUAAGGUAGACACUGGGGCCAUCUAGUGGCCAGUAGAUGCCAUGCUGAGAGAUGAGUCCCAAAGUUCACCAGUUUUAUUCUAAUUAUUAUGUUGGUGACAGACUGUAGAGUUUUUGCUAGAAUUAUUUUAUACCCAUGUUUUUAAAAAAUUGUUUGGUUUCUUUUUUCUCUAAAGUUGAGGACCCCUGUACUUCUGGGUCUUCAGCUCUGGAAGCUUACAGAGUAGCCUGGUAAUCUGGUUUUGUGUACAAGAUGAAAUGUCUAGUGUGUUAACUUUGUCCUGGAUUAUUUUUUAUAUUACUUUGUAAAUAUUUAACACCAUAUACUUCUUUUUUUCUGUCAGACAAUAAAAUCUAGAAGCCCUGCACAGGCCAGAGAUUCAAAAACUCUAUCAAUGAUGUCGCCGUCCGUUUAAGGAAAAGCAAAAGACGACUACUUUGCUUCGUUAUUGCUCAGUCUUUAUCCGGUACCUUCAAAACUCAAAUUCACUGCAGAACCAAAGCCUGCCGUCUGUUAAGGGGUCCAUUAGGUGUUACCCCCUCUGUAGAGAGAUGCCGCGUGCCACCUUGAGAUCUGCUCUGGGAACAAAAGGUCAAAGGUCAGGCUCGCACCCUCUCUCUGUUGUUCUCAGGCACUGCUCCAGGCUGGUUCCAGUGAACAGACCUCUUCCUCUCUGUGGACGUUGGAACUCGCAUGUAGCCCGGUGCCUACAGAUGGCUCAACGCUGUAUGCUAGAAUGCACUAACGUAGGAUAACUGGGGUUGGUUGGCUGUCUGGCCCACGCCUUCCACCCUGCCCACCCUGACCCUACCUGUUCGGACCCAUAGUAGCAUUUCAUGCAAACAUCGUGCUCAGGUGUGUUUGCUCAGACCUGUUAAUUGGCUCUAAUGCCUAUGCAAAGGUGUCCCCAUCUGCCCGCAAGUGAUGCAGGACCAGAGGUGCCAGUCAAAUUUGGGCUGAGCUUGGGAAAAAGUUACAACAUGAGAGACGGAAAGGUGACGUAUUUUGUCAAAUGUAAACACUAAGAAGCUGUAAGCUGGGGAGGUAGAAACCACUCCGCCUGAACUGUUAGUUAAACUCGUGCCGAUGCAGUGCUGCGUGGUUCUUGCUGACAGAUGUGGAGUGUUAUGGAUUCAUUUUGGCACUCCCCCCUGGUCAGUCAGGUGCAAGAAUAAUUAACCAAUCAGAGACGUUUUGGAAGACUGAAGCACGAUCUGCAUUGUCGUGGUAAAUAUGAAUUGCCGCUGUUCUGUGUUGAGAAAUCGACCACUCCAAUCAUGCGUACACCGCGAAGUGAAAAAAUGACGAACUUAGUGAGCUGCGCUUUUGUGAAAUUUGAAGACAGAAUGGCAUAAUGCAUACUGUGUGUUCCUCUUAAUAUUCUGUCGGGUUGCUUUACAGAAAACGUUCAAUUCGGUCACCGCAAAAAGGACAUGAAAUGAUUUCAAGGCAUAACUGUUGGUCGAAAGACCGCAUGAGAAUCUCGAUCUUCCACAUUUUACCGUCAAGGAUGAAUUGGCCGAGCUCUGCUCCCUGUAAAGGCAGAUGAAUGUAUAUCUGUAUAAAAUAUUUAGUUCUGAGGAAGUGGUAGUUGGGAUAGACAUAUGUGCAAGAGAAAACAACAAGAUAACCUUUUAUAAAUCUUUUGUAUUAGAACAUUAACAACGGUAAUUUUGUAUAUAUGAAGACUAGGCUUUCUGAUUAGCAGAGAGAUAAAACAUUCCUACAUUUUUUUUAAUGUAUGUCUGUCAAAAAAAUUAUGUAAACAUAUGCGCAAUGUUUU
This is a messenger RNA of Megalops cyprinoides (Indo-Pacific tarpon), 4155 nucleotides long. RefSeq names its product vascular endothelial zinc finger 1-like. Bases 37 to 1437 code for a protein of 466 amino acids. Gene Ontology annotation, cellular component: nucleus. The record is from RefSeq and is a predicted model, not a curated record. Gene Ontology annotation, biological process: regulation of transcription by RNA polymerase II. NCBI's taxonomy places the organism in Eukaryota, Metazoa, Chordata, Actinopteri, Elopiformes, Megalopidae. The transcript is spliced from 5 exons. Gene Ontology annotation, molecular function: DNA-binding transcription factor activity; RNA polymerase II cis-regulatory region sequence-specific DNA binding.